This is a messenger RNA of Chrysoperla carnea, 780 nucleotides long. RefSeq lists its product as uncharacterized. The transcript is spliced from 4 exons. The record is from RefSeq and is a predicted model, not a curated record. NCBI's taxonomy places the organism in Eukaryota, Metazoa, Arthropoda, Insecta, Neuroptera, Chrysopidae. Bases 227 to 754 code for a protein of 175 amino acids.
UCAUUUCACUUCAUUGGUGUAUUGUGUUGUGCUGUGUUUGUUACUUUGCAAAGCUACUUGAAAGUCAAAUAACAUAACGUAACGUAACGUAACGUAAUAUUACUAUACUGUACUGUACUGUAAGUAAUAAAACAAAGUAUUGUAACUGUACUUACUGUAACUGUAACUGUAACAUAACGUUCUAAAUUUUAAAGUUGAAUUUGUUCAAAAUCAAAUAAAAUUAAAAAUGUUUUAUACGAUAAAUAUUUGUGCUUUUCUUAUCUUCAUGGUUUCACUCAAUUCAGUACAAAGUUUAACAACUUUUGGUAAAUCGCCAAGUAAUCAAAAUCAACCUAUUCCAACACCAACUGCACGUGGCAAGGACUGUACCAUGGAAUCAGAAUGUGCUGGAAUACAAGACACAAGUUGUGUUCCAGAUCCCUUGGAUAAAAAAAUGAGAUGUCUUUGUGGUGACAACAAAGCCCCGCAAAACGGUCAAUGUCAGGCUAAAAUAAAAGGAGUGGGCCACUCUUGCAACUCAGACAGUGAAUGUUUAGAAGGCGGGUCAUGUAUGAUCAAUAAUGCUACGAAUGGUAAUAAUGGAAAUAAUGGAAAUAAUGGUGGUACCUCUUCAAAAGUUUGCAAAUGUGCUGAAGGUGCUGUGGAAAUUGGAAACAUGUGUAGUGGAGGUGCUCCAAUGGUAAACAUCGAAUCACCACUGAUCAUAACUACUUCACUGGUUGUUGCAAUGAUAUCUAUUUUAAAAUUAAAUUAAAUAAAGUUAAUAAUAUUUACAAUUAC